AUGACGGGCGGGCAGACGCCGUUGCAUGUUUUGCAGCCGCCGAAGGGGGUGGCUAAUAAGAACUUCGCAGAAGAUCUCACAACGCUGAACCUUUCGAAACUAGUUUCAUGGAUCGCGCAGCGACGUAUCAAUCCCGCAUACCCCAUCACCAUCAAAGAGCUGAGGCAAUCCCGGUGCGUGAGCAAUGUGAAAGACGGGGUCAAACUCCUCGCUCGCGGGCUAGACCAAUUGUCCACGCCGAUCAAUAUCGUGGUGUCGAAAGCGAGUGCCUCGGCGAUUAAAGCGAUUGAAAGCGCGGGUGGGAGUGUUUUUACGAGGUAUUAUACCCCGUUUGCGAUCAGGAAGAUUUUGGAGGGGAAGAUGGAUCCGGUCAAUAGCUUGAUGAGUGCAUUUCCGAGGAAUGUUGCCGUGGCUGCGGGGAGGGUAGGGGGGGAUGAGUUGGUGGACGAAGGACAGGAGGGGGAUAAGGUGGGAGAGGAAGGGGUAGGGAGUGGGUUGAGGCAGUACUUGUAUAGAUUACCGGAUCCGGCGAAGAGGAGGGAUCUUGAGUAUUACCGUGAUCCGGCGCAUAGGGGCUAUUUGGCUCAUAUGGUCCCGGAGGGUCAUGGUCCGAGUCUGUACUUUAGGACGCCUGGUGUAGGAGCGAACGUUAGGAAGAGGGUGGUACAAAACAAGCAGAAGAAGGUAGUGGGGAACACGAUGUGGUAA
This is a messenger RNA of Bacidia gigantensis, 708 nucleotides long. RefSeq lists its product as uncharacterized. Gene Ontology annotation, biological process: translation. The record is from RefSeq and is a predicted model, not a curated record. Gene Ontology annotation, molecular function: structural constituent of ribosome. The transcript is spliced from 2 exons. Gene Ontology annotation, cellular component: mitochondrial large ribosomal subunit. Lineage: Eukaryota; Fungi; Ascomycota; Lecanoromycetes; Lecanorales; Ramalinaceae. Bases 1 to 708 code for a protein of 235 amino acids.